UCAAACCCAUUAUGCGGUAGCGGCGGCCGGGUCUCUUUAAGGCCCUGCUGCGCCUGCGCCUUGGGCUCUCCUGACGCGGCCCGGCCGGACCAGGACUGGUGAGCGGACUGGCGGGGGUCAGUUAGUGAACGAAGCGGCGGGCCCCGAGCUGUGGGUCCAGACCAGAGGCGGCCUUGGGCUCCGGAGGGAGCGCGGCGCUGGAGAGGAGCCGAGACGCGGCGGCGAGGCUGCCGGCUGGAUGGGAAGUUGAUGUUUACGGCGGAGUCCGCCCAACGUUUCCAAGGUGGCGACAGACAAGGUUGCAGAAAAGCUGAGUUCUACUCUCUCAUGGGUGAAGAACACAGUAUCACAUACAGUCAGUCAGAUGGCCGGUCAGGUGGCGAGUCCAUCUGCUUCAUUACACACUACAUCCUCAUCUACCACGCUAUCAACGCCAGCCCUUUCACCAUCUUCCCCAUCACAGUUGAGUCCAGAUGACUUAGAACUCCUGGCUAAACUGGAGGAACAAAAUAGAUUGUUAGAGACGGAUAGUAAGUCUUUAAGAUCUGUAAAUGGGUCAAGAAGAAACAGUGGCUCCUCACUUGUAUCAGGUUCAUCAGCCUCUAGCAACCUCAGUCACCUUGAAGAAGAUUCUUGGAUUCUUUGGGGAAGAAUUGUCAACGAAUGGGAAGAUGUGCGCAAAAAGAAGGAAAAGCAAGUUAAGGAACUUGUUCAUAAAGGGAUACCCCACCACUUUAGAGCAAUAGUUUGGCAACUUUUAUGCAAUGCACAAAGUAUGCCAAUUAAGGAUCAGUAUUCAGAACUCCUGAAAAUGACCUCACCUUGUGAAAAAUUGAUCCGAAGGGAUAUUGCUAGAACUUACCCUGAACACAACUUUUUUAAGGAAAAAGAUAGCCUUGGACAGGAGGUUUUAUUUAAUGUAAUGAAGGCAUAUUCCUUAGUGGAUCGUGAGGUUGGUUACUGUCAAGGAAGUGCUUUUAUAGUUGGAUUGUUGCUUAUGCAGAUGCCAGAAGAAGAAGCUUUCUGUGUGUUUGUUAAAUUAAUGCAAGAUUAUAGACUUCGUGAACUUUUUAAACCAAGUAUGGCAGAAUUGGGGCUUUGUAUGUACCAGUUUGAAUGCAUGAUACAGGAGCACCUUCCAGAGCUCUUUGUACAUUUUCAGUCUCAGAGUUUUCAUACCUCAAUGUAUGCAUCAUCCUGGUUUCUGACUAUCUUUCUUACAACUUUUCCAUUACCAAUUGCAACAAGGAUAUUUGAUAUCUUUAUGUCUGAGGGUUUAGAAAUAGUGUUUCGAGUAGGGUUAGCACUGCUUCAGAUGAAUCAGGCAGAACUGAUGCAACUGGACAUGGAAGGGAUGUUACAGCACUUUCAGAAGGUCAUUCCACAUCAGUUUGAUGGGGGUCCAGACAAAUUAGUCCAGGCAGCUUACCAAGUCAAAUAUAACUCAAAAAAAAUGAAAAAGCUUGAAAAAGAAUAUACUACAAUAAAAACAAAAGAAAUGGAAGAGCAAGUUGAAAUUAAAAGGUUGCGCACAGAAAAUAGACUUUUAAAACAGCGCAUUGACACAUUGGAAAAAGAAAGUGCUUCCUUGGCAGAUAGAUUGAUACAGGGACAAGUGACAAGAGCCCAGGAGGCUGAGGAAAACUACCUCAUAAAACGGGAGUUGGCCACCAUCAGACAACAGAGUGAUGAGGCCAGUGCUAAACUGGAGCAAGCUGAAAAUACCAUCAGGAAGCUCCAGCACCAGCAACAAUGGCAUAAAUGCAGUUCCAUCUACAGUGAAGAUUUUGUGCUACAGCUAGAGAAGGAGUUGGUCCAAGCCCGUCUGAGUGAAGCUGAGUCUCAGUGUGCACUCAAGGAGCUGCAGGAUAAAGUCCUCGAUAUAGAGAAGAGAAAUAACUCCUUUCCUGAUGAGAAUAACAUUGCAAGGCUUCAGGAGGAACUCAUUGCUGUGAAACUGAGAGAAGCAGAAGCUAUUAUGGGUUUGAAAGAACUUAGGCAACAAGUCAAAGAUUUAGAGGAACACUGGCAGCGCCACUUAGCUCGUACUGCUGGGAGGUGGAAGGACCCUCCUAAGAAAAAUGCUAUGAAUGAGUUGCAAGAUGAACUAAUGACCAUUCGACUUAGGGAAGCUGAAACACAGGCAGAAAUAAGAGAAACAAAACAAAGGAUGAUGGAAACGGAAACACAGAACCAGAUCAAUAGUAACCAUCUUCGAAGAGCAGAACAAGAGGUGAUCAGUCUACAUGAGAAAGUACAAUAUCUUUCUGCACAGAAUAAAGGACUGCUUACUCAGUUAAAUGAAGCAAAGCGCAAACAAGCAGAGAUUGAAUGCAAGAACAAGGAAGAAGUGAUGGCUGUGAGACUCCGGGAGGCAGAUAGCAUAGCUGCUGUCGCUGAACUACAGCAGCACAUCGCUGAGCUGGAAAUCCAGAAAGAAGAAGGAAAGCUUCAAGGACAGCUUAACAAGUCUGAUUCUAACCAGUAUAUUAGGGAACUGAAAGAUCAGAUAGCAGAGCUGAAUCAUGAGCUCAGGUGCCUAAAAGGCCAGAGGGUCUUCUCAGGCCAAGCCCCUUUUGAUGGAAUCCACAUUGUCAACCAUUUACUAGAAGAUGAUGAAUCAUUACAUUCCUCUGAUGAAGAUUUUAUGGACAACUCCUUACAGGAAAGUGGCAUUGGUUUUCCUUUGCUCAGAAAAUCUGGCCUGCUGUCCUUGGAUCCCACUGUGGCCGAUGGCAGUGGAAGCGAAGCAGAAGACAGUGUCCCAGAGACCAGAGACAGCAGUCACCUGGCUCUAAAGGAGCAGCCCCCACGAAGAAGAGAGGCAUAUUCAACCACUGUCUGACCAUCACUGUGACCUAGACACUGGAUUUUUUUAAGGGAUCAGUUAUCAUAUGUUUGAGGGUUUUUGGAACAUAUCUGUUUCAUAUGUACAUAUAUAUACAUAUAAUAUAUAUAUUUUACAUUCUUAUCUCCCUUUAUAUCUUUGCCAAAUCUUCACCACUGACUUACCAUUGCCAUAGAGUAGACUGGAAUAUGGUAAUCAGAAAAAUAAGGUUCUAACAGUAUUAAUUGAAUAUUAAUGUUUCUUGUUUAGAAAUGCAAUUGUAUCUAUGUGUGGGAACAUUCUGAAGUUAGGAACUAUGGAAAAUUGAAUUUCUUUAGACAAAACUUUUUGUGCAAUAUCUUAUACUUAAUGAACAAAUUGUGUGUUUAUGUUUAUCAAUUUGUUUUCAGGACGGCUGUCUACAAACAUCUGGCCAAGACAUACAUCUGAUUUAUCAUUCAUUUUGUGUUUGAGAGAUAUUUUUCCCCAGUUAAAAUUAUUGCUUUAAUAGCAGGCCACUGAAAGUUCCCAAACACAAACCUUUUUUUCCAUGUAAUUUUAUAAACACAAAUUAAUGGUUAUCUGUCUUAAAAUGUUUUUUAAGUUUUGUUUUCUAAUUUUUAUAUGCACAUGAUGUUUCCCUGUGUUGCCUACUACUCUGUGUGGUCAGAGUAGUAGGUUAACUGCAAAUAUAUUGUUUUUUUGGUACAUAUUUAUAAAUCUGCAUCACCCAACAUUGAACAUCAUUGUAUAUGUUGAAUGUACAUGUUGCAAAAUGCCUUUAGCAUUCUAACAGGACUUCUGUAAAUAAAAUAAUAGGUUCAAAGAAAUUGAAAAUAAAACCAAACACUAAUAUUUUAAUAGCUUUAGUAUUUUGCUUAGCAUUCAACACUAGCAGAUGCAUAAUUUAGUUCAUGCUUGUUCAGAAGCACUAUUGGUGAAAUCUUUUACUUCAUGUGUAUAUAACUAAUAAAUUUUUCAUGAUUUAAAGAGGUUAUAGCACAUACUACUUAGUGCUGAUAUUCUACUUAAAAUAAUUUAAGCAAUGGACUGAGAGGUCCAAGAUACACAAAAAUUAUAUAUGCAAAUAUCUAUGAACAUUAUCUUCAGAUACUCUGGUUACUUAUCUUUAGAUAAAGCCAUAAGAAUUUUUCCCUACCAGUUCUUCCUUUGUUCCAUGUAGAGUUUUUUUCCUAGAAAACUGAAUGCCUGUCAUUGAUAAAUUGGAGGAAACACCCAAAUUACAACUACAUCAUGUAAAGACAACAAGAAUGUAUUGACUGGAUGCUUUUUGCUCUUAUUUUCAUCAGCAGCCUUUAAAAAAAAUACAAGAAGAAGAAGGUAGAAUUCAGUAUAUAUGGAGAUACAAUUUUGUAUGUUAUGUUGAUACAGAAGAAAGAAUGACAGAAUGGAGUAGAAGAGACAAAAAUAAUUUUCUGUCUAAAACUAGGAGAUAAGCCUUAUGAUACAUUGAGGAUUAGGCUUUUCCAGCAAGCCUUUUACUAUUUGCUUGAGAAUCCUGGAGACAUGGGUACAUGUCUUAGCCUGCUGUGUCCUUAGCACUGGGCGAAAUUCUAGUGGUUAAGUAACCUACCUGUGUAAAGAAGUUAGUCAGUAGCAGAGCCAGGACGUAAUCCAGAUCUCUCUGACAUUAAGCAUUCAAAAAGGUUCAGUGAAUGAAUUUCUCAACUCCCUGCUUUUGUGACAAUUAAUGUGAUUUAAAUAACUGAUUUAAAUAUGUUCCCUAAAUAGAUAGAUAGGUAAGUGGAUAGAUGUAAAUGUAUGAGUAUCAACCUCGUAAGCUCUACACAGCUUAUGAUAUAGAUACUACUCCUAGAAUUGUCUGACUGGGACUUGAGAGAUUCUCUCCUGGAGCUCGUUACUGUCAGCCGAGAGUCUGCUGAUACUCAAGUGAAUGAAAUGAGACAAUUCAUGGUUAUGUGAUUGCUGUGACCCCCAAAUCAAGAAAUCUGAAUAAUCUAGAUUCAGGGUCAGCAAAUCAUGACCCAGUUCUAGCCAGCUGCCUGUUUUUACAUGACUCACUAGCUAAGAGUGGUUUUUACAUUUUUAAAUAAUGUGCAGGGCAGGGGGGGAAUUGAAAGAGUAACAUUUUGUGUCACAUAAAAAUCAUGUGCAAUUCAGUGUCAUAAAGUCUUACUAGAGUGUACCUGUCCUUGUCCGUUUAUAUACUGUCUGUGGCUGGUUUUCUGCUACAGUGACAGCUGAGCACUGCAGAGCCAUGUGGCCCAUAUAGCCUAAAUUACCUAUUAACUGGCCCUUCAGAGAAAAAGUUUACUGGCCCUUGAUUUAGAUACUCUAAAAUGUAGGUUACUCCUUCAGUUUGUCUCCGUUGAAGAUUGAACCAUUUGCUUUUGCUGUUGAGCUAAUGGCUUGGAUAUCGAAAAUUUCCUGGUGAAUCUUACUAUACUCAGAAUUAUUCAAAAUAGAAAGUGCCAGCUAUUUUAUAUCAUGAAGUCUUUGAUGCCAUAGAUGCAACAAAUUUGGAAGGAUAGCUGUACUUUUGGAAUGCAGAAAGGAAGCAAAGAAUUCCAGAAUAUGAGCACUGUUCUUUAAAACAUGCAUAUUGACCUUUAGAGUAUGCUUCAGUGAGUCAAUGUUAUAGUUUGACUUUAAAAUAAGAACAUCUUCCUAGAAAUGUUUGAACUCUAAACUUUGAAAGAUAUUCUUAGAGAAUUUUUUAAAUACUGUUUCCAGGUAGGGAUUAGGUAUUAAAAGAAUCAUAGUAAGUUAACCUUAAUUCAUUGAUAUUCUUGUAAUUUGGGCAAUGAAACAAUCUUAUCAUUUAAGAUUUUGGAUUCAAAUAGUCUUUAGAAGGGUUUAAAAUCUUCCUGGCUUUUAUGAUGCACUAGCUAUACUAUUCCCCAAUUUGACAAGCAAAUUAAGACUUUGAAAAUGUUUCUUGAUAGAUUUUAUUUAAUGUCUGGUAUUUUUGUGUCAUUUAAAUGUUAUUCAGUCAAACAUUCAGAGUUGAGGAAUAUUCAAUGGGAAUUGAAUGAAAUAAACUCACAGUAAAAGAAAAAUACUCUCUUGAGAUAGUUGCCUUCCUUGGUGUCAUUGAAUCCUGGGUUAAAUGCUAAGAGUAGAGGCUACAAGUGAUCUGAAUAAAAUAGAAAUCUCACUGAAGUGAUGAAACAGCAACCUUUUAGAUCAAGAAAAUAUUUUAACAGCCUUUUAAAAAAUAAGUGGUAAUUUUUUUCUUCCUGGAAAAAGAAGUCAAAGAUGUAACUACAAAAGUUCUACCAUUUUUUAUUGAUA
This is a messenger RNA of Manis javanica (Malayan pangolin), 6103 nucleotides long. RefSeq names its product ecotropic viral integration site 5 (gene EVI5). Gene Ontology annotation, molecular function: GTPase activator activity; small GTPase binding. Gene Ontology annotation, biological process: regulation of GTPase activity. Lineage: Eukaryota; Metazoa; Chordata; Mammalia; Pholidota; Manidae. The record is from RefSeq and is a predicted model, not a curated record.